CACAAAGUAUUAAAUGGCUUAUGUUGUUAUUGUUUUAGGAGGCGCAGAUAAUGUUCUUUGUACAUAGCGAUUGCUUGCCGGCGCUAGAUCUCAGUAUACAAGUCAAGAACGAAAGUGAAAGACGACUCUACGCGGUUGCCGUUGUCGAGUCUAAGGAACAUUGCUAUGCAAAGAAGAGCGGGAACCGUUACAACAUGCCGCGCGGGUCGCGGUUCUGUCGCGUGCGAGUGAAGCCGGCGCGCCUGCACCCGCCGCCCUGCUGCAGCGCCGACCACAAGCACAAGGAUGCAAUGAAGGGCGGUAUGCUGCCCGUGUUCAGUGGAAAUCGACCGCUCAAGAAAUGGUUGACCUACAUGCAUGCCCCAGACAUGCAGAAAUCGGUGGACACGAGUCAAUCGACGAGCUCGAACACGGACGAGGCGAAUAAAGUGUGCGAGGUGGUGACCGGCGCGCUCAUCAACCUCGAGUCGCCCGUCUCCAGCAGCGACGCCGCCUCCACCAGCAGCGCGCCGCCGCCCCCCGAGGACCAGCUCGACUCCAUCGAGGCCGGCGACCACUGGCACGCCGCCAAGAUGCAGCUCUCUACUAUUAGUGCUGUUACGGACAUGGAGUGCAGCGUGGGGCGUUGCGCGGAGCCGCUCGACCCGUGCGUGGAGGCGACCGCGCUACCGAGCGAGAGCCGAACGUGGCGCCGAGCGUGGAGCCUAGCAUGGAUCCGAGCGUGCAGCCGAGCGUACUGCCGAGCGUGCAGGCGAGCGUGCAGGCGCGCGAGGAGGCCGCGCCCUGACCCGCGGCGGCCGGGCCCGCCCCGCGCCGCCGACAGAUGGCGUUGCACCGCGGACGGCUUACCAGAUUUUGUGAAAACACCUUUAUUGUGCGACGAACGUUGCGAUCGUAUUGACGCACGGCCAACUCGCCAAGUGGAGAAAAACGCUCUGGAAGAUUUUACUGCGUAA
Molecule: messenger RNA, 956 nt
Organism: Manduca sexta (tobacco hornworm)
Lineage: Eukaryota; Metazoa; Arthropoda; Insecta; Lepidoptera; Sphingidae
Exons: 5
Coding region: 51-956 (301 amino acids)
Source: RefSeq, a predicted model, not a curated record